Molecule: messenger RNA, 564 nt
Organism: Mercenaria mercenaria
Lineage: Eukaryota; Metazoa; Mollusca; Bivalvia; Venerida; Veneridae
Product: heavy metal-binding protein HIP-like
Exons: 2
Coding region: 1-564 (187 amino acids)
Molecular function (GO): protein binding
Source: RefSeq, a predicted model, not a curated record
AUGGAACAAUGGGACAAAGAGCUGAAACGAUUUAAGGAAGUUAUCAUUUCUGUCUUAGAGCAUCGUCGAGAGGAAAUGGACAUAAAACUGGAGAAAUUUUCUGAGGAAAACAAAAAACUACGCGACGAGAUUAAAAAUAUAACAACAGAAAGUGAAAUGGGAAAUCCAGUUAUCGCAUUCAAUGCAUAUACAAGAGUUAGUGGGAAAUACCCUUUGGGCCUGGUUGUCAUAUUUCCGGAAGUGCUGUUAAAUGAAGGAGGAGGAUACAAUUUGACGAUCGGACAUUUUACUGCACCAGUUGCCGGUUUUUAUCACUUCAAAGCUCAUGUAUGCAAUCAAGAAACGAAACCUAUGGUAAUUUCUAUUAUGCAUGGGAAAAUUCAAAUUGCUUUGAGCACGGCGUAUGAGGACAGAGAUAGCAGUUGCAGCUCCCUCAGUGCACCGGCUAUAAUGGAAGCUAGUGAGCACGCGUACGUUACGUCUUCGUACAGCGAAAACUACAUGCGGUUUAAUGCAAAUCGCUGGCCAUCGUUUAUGGGUGCUUUGGUGCAGCGUCGUCAAUAA